UUUGAUCAGGGUUGGAGUUGACCUGAUCUCCUUGAAUCUUUAAAACCCCAUUUUACAGAGGUUGAUAUUGCAGCAACACGUUUAUUUGUUUCAGUUUUGUGUGCUUCUCCUGACGCACAAAUUCAGCGCAUUUUCCAGCGGAGGUCAUUGUGAGAUCGCAGGACUGGAGGAUGACAGCUCGAGUGUAUUGCUUGUUGAUUGCUGUUUUUUCGUGUCUGUUCGGAUACUUGAGCAUAACAGAUGCUACUCGAACCACAUUGAAAAGUUACUGUCCGGGGAUGCUGACGGUCAUGCCGUCCCGUCGAGGGUGUUCUUCUGAUAGAAACUGCUCUGGAGGACACGCAUGCUGUCAAUUUGACUGUGGGCCUGUUUGCGUUCUGCCUGUUUCCACAAAGCCAGUAGAGUGUCCACCCCAAUCAUCUGGAAGAUUGUGUACCAGGUCCUGUAGGAGUGACUCUAACUGUCACAACAACAAGAAGUGCUGCAGCAAUGGAUGUGGACGUUACUGUACUGCUCCAUAUCCAGUGAAGCCGGGUCAGUGUCCUGACCCAAAGAACAUUCCACUGUGUGCUGAAAGCUGUUUCCAUGAUGGCCAGUGUCCUGCCACACAGAAAUGUUGCCCAACCACAAGAGGCCAUGCAUGUAGUAAACCACAUGGUCAGGCAACCGGUCAGGGGAGAGGUAAUGGGAGAGGUCAGGCAACCGUUCAGGGAAGAGGUAAUGGGAGAGUUCAGGGAAGAGGUAAUGGGAGAGGUCAGGCAACCGUUCAGGGGCGAGGUAAUGGGAGAGUUCAGGGAAGAAGUAAUGGGAGAGGUCAGGCAACCGUUCAGGGAAGAGGUAAUGGGAGAGGUCAGGCAACC
This is a messenger RNA of Sinocyclocheilus grahami, 860 nucleotides long. RefSeq names its product perlwapin-like. The record is from RefSeq and is a predicted model, not a curated record. Lineage: Eukaryota; Metazoa; Chordata; Actinopteri; Cypriniformes; Cyprinidae. Gene Ontology annotation, cellular component: extracellular region. The annotation marks the transcript as partial. Gene Ontology annotation, molecular function: serine-type endopeptidase inhibitor activity. Gene Ontology annotation, biological process: antibacterial humoral response; innate immune response. The transcript is spliced from 4 exons.